Molecule: messenger RNA, 1200 nt
Organism: Haliotis rufescens (red abalone)
Lineage: Eukaryota; Metazoa; Mollusca; Gastropoda; Lepetellida; Haliotidae
Product: techylectin-5A-like
Exons: 9
Coding region: 36-1163 (375 amino acids)
Source: RefSeq, a predicted model, not a curated record
GAACGAGGCAUAAUUAGGUCAGGUGACGUUCAGCAAUGGUGUUUACAAGCAAGGUGAAACCAUUCCAGACAACGUUGCUAAUCAUCGUUCACUUCGGAACACUACUGAAUGACACCUUCGGUCUGAGAUGCCUGGAGUGUCAGGAAGUGUACAAGCCAGAGGACUGCGCCCUGUCUGGUGCCUGUGGACAAGAUGAGCGUUGCUUCACCCGGGCGUUCAUUAACAGCAAAGGGAGGCAAGCCUACAGACUGGGAUGCGAGAACACCGAUGUGUGUGACUUGUUCAAGCAUACGUCGGUGUUGAUUGGUAAACGUUCCCCUGGACAAGGGCGGCCAUGUCGGCAGUGCUGUUCCCAUGACAACUGCAAUGAAAGACUCUGCGUCGAAUCUACCACAACGCCCAAAACUCCUUUCACCGUGCCUCUCGUCAGUACAUCGGCAACAACGGCGGCAACUGUUGUAACAUCUCCCCCAUCAUCAACGGCAGUCGUGUCGACAACGCCAAACAACACGGCAGUCCCAACUUCCGGCAGAGACUGUCUGUCCAUCCAGGAGCAGGGCGUGACGUCAUCAGGAGUGUACUUGGUGAACCCAGAUGGCGGAACUCCCUUCAACGUCUUCUGCGACAUGACUGGAGAAGGGGGAGGUUGGACGGUUGUUCAAAGGCGAGUGAACGAGACUGUCGGAUUUGACAAGAACUGGAAUCAGUAUAUGAAUGGCUUUGGUUCACUGGAUGGGAACUUUUGGCUUGGUAACGAAUAUCUCCACCGCCUAACGAGUCAGCCAGGACGAAACUACACACUCAUGUUCGAGUUGACAGUAUCUAACGGAACCGUAUAUCACGCACUCUACUACGACUUCACUGUGGCCGGAGAGACAGACAAGUACAGGGUGAACUUCACUGGCUAUGAGGGAAAUGCAGGUGACAGUUUCGGUGACCAUAACGGUUUGCAGUUCUCGACAUACGACUCCGACAACGACAAGUCAUCACGUAACUGUGCCCAAAUGUACAAAGGGGGAUGGUGGUAUCACAGAUGUUACGACGUCAACAUCAACGGCUUGUACGGGGUGCAGGGAGACACGGGGAUGGUCUGGUACGUCUUGACGGGGUGGGGUCAUGCCGUCACGCAGACAUCCAUGGCUAUACGACCGUCGGACAUGUAGCUGCUGACAAGGGUUUCAAUAAACACAAUGUGCGAUA